Molecule: messenger RNA, 748 nt
Organism: Magnolia sinica
Lineage: Eukaryota; Viridiplantae; Streptophyta; Magnoliopsida; Magnoliales; Magnoliaceae
Product: probable calcium-binding protein CML27
Exons: 1
Coding region: 57-524 (155 amino acids)
Molecular function (GO): calcium ion binding
Source: RefSeq, a predicted model, not a curated record
UCUCUCGGCUAUAAGAAAUCCCCCGAGAAAAAAUUAAAAAUAAAAAGCAACACACCAUGACAACCACAAGCCCCAACCCUUCCUCCUUCCAGAACAUGGAAGAGAUCGAGAAAGUCUUUAAUCGCUUCGAUGCUAAUGGAGACGGUAAGAUCUCAGCUGUCGAGCUCGGCGACGUCCUCCGCGCCCUCGGAUCAUCUCCAUCGGACGACGAGCUUCGCCGCAUAAUGGACGAGAUCGACAGUGACGGUGAUGGCUUCAUCGAUCUCAAGGAGUUCACGGCGUUCCAUUGCGCUGGGGCCCACGAUGGGGGAGAGAUGAAGGACGCAUUCGACACGUACGACCAGGAUAAGGACGGCCUGAUCUCGGCUGAGGAACUGCAUGAGGUGCUGGAGAAAUUGGGGGAGAGUUGCUCGGUCGAGGACUGCAAGCGGAUGAUAAAGUCCGUUGAUUCGGAUGGCGAUGGGAACGUCAAUUUUGAUGAGUUUAAGACGAUGAUGACGAAUGGGAAGGCUUCUACUCAAUGAAUCGACUCCAAUCGAAUCGUGUGUAACAUUAGAUCUCUCCCUCUCCUAUCUGAAAUGGCUUAAUGGAAAUUUCAUAGUUUCUUGAUUUUCUUUUUCUUUUUUUUUAUUCUUUUGUUUUUGCUAAUGUGGCCCCGAUCGAUGUGCGGAAGAGCGUCCCUUUCGAUGAGCGGGCCAAUUUCAUUAUUAUCUUCUGCAACCAAGGACACGCGAUUUAUACUCGGUUA